Messenger RNA from Acanthocheilonema viteae, 759 nucleotides. Lineage: Eukaryota; Metazoa; Nematoda; Chromadorea; Rhabditida; Onchocercidae. The record is from the annotation of a GenBank genome assembly.
AUGAAGCAGACCGAAGAAAAAUAUCAGCCAUGGACAGGUGACAUUCAAAUGUCAUACCUGAUAUCAAAAAUAACUCAUUCACCAAAAUUACACGGCUGCUCUUCCAUGCAAGAUGGAGUAUGCUACACUGAUCGUGUCUCUCUACGACAUAGCUUUACUCCAUCCAUUAAGGCUGGAAGGGAUGAUGUUAAGGGAACGAGGACAAAUAUGGAAGAAGUGAGACAAGUUAUUAUCGCUUUAAAGGACAAAUUGAUGGAAAGACAUUUAAUGUCGAAAAAAAUUGCGGAAUUGGAGAAAAUUUUACAAAAAAUAAACGAUGCCACAAAUAAAAUUAUAAUUGAGAUGAAUAAUCGAAUUGAUGAUUUAAAUCGAGAGUGGCAAGAACGAUUACAGAAUGAAAAUGUAAAGUGGAAAAAUGAUAUGCAUGCAUCGUACAAAUAUUGCAACAAGCUAACAGAAAGUAAAAGUUCACAUGAGAUUAAUAAUGGAUUAUGGCGAAUGGAACGACGUCUUGUUGAAUUAACCGAUCGUUUAUCAUCUAUUCAAAAAAUGGAACAAAAGUUGGAAGAAAUUAUUGCAAUACUGAGAAUGAAUCACUGUUAUCAAUCAUUUGCGGCGAAUGAUAAGCUGCCUAUAUCAGGGAAUGAAAGUGUUGUUAGUACAGCAAAGACAGCACAAAAUAUGCAAAAUGAUCUCAAUUUCUAUGGAGUGGUCGAAAUUACUGAAAAUUAUUCAAUGGUUAACAUUUAUUUCAUUUGA